Prunus armeniaca (apricot) is the source of this 189-nucleotide messenger RNA. Lineage: Eukaryota; Viridiplantae; Streptophyta; Magnoliopsida; Rosales; Rosaceae. The record is from the annotation of a GenBank genome assembly.
AUGAAAAAGAAAGAGGUUGCUGUAGUUGUAGUGAGGUGUUGGUGUUUUUUGAUUCAGAAGAAAGACUUCGGUGUCUCUGUCACGGUUAUGAUAGGCAAGGUUUUCUACAGAAGGAGACAAGGUUGGAAACUCAAGCCAAAAAGAAGACAUCGUUGUGCACUUGCGAGGGGCAAUGGUACUAUAUUGUGA